Vigna angularis (adzuki bean) is the source of this 638-nucleotide messenger RNA. RefSeq lists its product as uncharacterized. Bases 71 to 439 code for a protein of 122 amino acids. Lineage: Eukaryota; Viridiplantae; Streptophyta; Magnoliopsida; Fabales; Fabaceae. The transcript has 2 exons. The record is from RefSeq and is a predicted model, not a curated record.
UAGUCUUGUUAAUAUUACCUCACAUAACAUAAAUAGUGCAUUUAUAAGAUACACCAUAUGCUAUUCCAUUAUGUCAAUUAUUGUUUCACUUUCAAUGGACACUGCUAAGGUUCAACAUGUAACCAAAAAGUCUUCUGAUGAGCUUCUGAAGAAGUUUGCAGAAGUGGGUUGUGACGAGGGUGGAAAAAGGAGAAGGAAGAAGAGGAAGGAACAUGAUUUAUGUGACUUUGACAGCCCUUCAACAGGUGGCGCAGCUGUCGAAAGGAGGUCUCUUCUGCUGCCCAGGUUGACACGGAGGUCGGUGCUGCUCCGGCAGCUCAGGGUCAGAAACAAGUCAUCACUCUUUGGAAACAUUCAUAAGGUGAGACAUGGCGUAGAACCAUUGAAGGUGCAUCCAGAGUUUUCUUGGAAGAGCAUUAUCAUCGUCAUAAGCGUUUGAUCAAUGACAGUGUUUAGACUCUGUUCAAAAAUGUGCAACUUCUCUUUCUGCAUGUGUGCAAACCUUUGUAUAUUUUCCCAUUGUAAUUUCUUCUCUCUGUUUUUCAUUCUUUGAUUUCUUGUAAUAAAAUUUAUGUCCUCAUUCUCCAUUUUGUUAUAAUAUCUCCUUUGAAAUAGUAAAAAGAAAUAUAACUUAUAAA